Molecule: messenger RNA, 2142 nt
Organism: Anthostomella pinea
Lineage: Eukaryota; Fungi; Ascomycota; Sordariomycetes; Xylariales; Xylariaceae
Source: the annotation of a GenBank genome assembly
AUGGAGUCCCUCCCUACCGAAUCAAUCGAGCUUGUUGCGAUGCAAUGCGUCCUGCGCCAGGCAGAGCUGCCCCAGCUUGCUAUGUCUUGGUGCGAUGAUCUCGCGGCACUUGCGCGGAGAAGUCGGCGAUUACACGCCAUCACGACCCCAGUCCUCUAUCGAGCCAUCAGAGACUUAUGCGGUUCGAACGUCGUCCUGUGGGCAGUAAGAGCUGGCCAGACGGCAACGUUGGAACUGGCCUAUAAGUUCGGAUUGGAUCUGGUCAAUCCCAAACAGCUCUAUCUACCCCUACCGUACAACAGUUUUCGCAGCCCCUCGCCAAUCCUGUUGGCCAUAGAAAUCGGUCAGGAGAACGUCACGGUUUGGCUUCUCGAUCACGGCAUUGGUGUUGAUGCGUUGGCGGAGCAUCACAUCUCAUUUUGGAGUGUCCUACACGGUCCUCGGUCGUUGCUAGCCCACGCCUUGCUUCAUGGGCAGGAAGCAAUAGCCUUACUGUUAAUAGCGCGUGGUGCAGAUCUCAAGCUACGCCUACCGAGAAACGUGCUUGGUCACUUAAGCCGCUCACAUGCGCUGCACGAAGCAGCAGCGUCUGGUUGCUACUCCGUUGUCGCUCACCUGGUCAAUGUGCUGCAACUCGAUGUCAAUCUCAGCGACAGCGCAGGACGAACCCCUCUGCAUCUUGCGGCGGAAGCUAUGCCCAGUAAUACUGCGAUCAUCGCGCAACUUCUCACGAUGGGGGCAAAUAUCGAUGCCCCAGCGUUUAGCGGUCAGACUCCUCUUCUCUCAGCACUUUCUGAGGACCAAUACACCAACGCUCUACACCUCAUCCGCGCUGGUGCCUGUGUCGCGCCCGCGUCCCAGCCUGCCUUAGCUCUCACCCUUCAUGUCUGCCUGAGAUCUUAUUUCCGCCGUGGCGACUGUGACAGAGAAACGCGGGACAAGGUGUUAAUUGAACUCAUCAAGCGAGGCGCGUCUCCCAACGCAAGUAGCUACGGUGACAAUACUCCCCUAGGAAUGGCCUACCGUCAUGAAAAUGUACAUCUCGUCGAGAUAUUGCUGGAGGCGGGUGCGGAUCUUAACCUAGUUGACGACGCCGGUCUUUCAAUCAUAAACCUGGACCUAGUCUAUCAAAAAAGACUACCGGUUUCCAUUUCGGGCAAUGAUGACAAGUUCGGCAUGGCCAGGGUCCUCGUAAAGUACGGGCAACGCCUGGAUGACAAAGGUCACUCUGUCUUGUCCCUCCUCCAGACCACGAUCUCGCGUUGUGAACACCGGAAUCAAGAAAUACUACUGCUCAGGUCACUCAUGGAGCUGGCGACGGACCAAAACCUGGACAAUGGACACCUCAUAGAAGCUAUCGAGGGCACUAUGACCUUCCACACAUCACAUGCCUGCCGCGUACCUAUUGACUACCUCAAGAAGACCAGCCGCCGCGAUCACCGAUUCCCACACUUGCCUAUCUGGCUCACGCCGCAUUCGUUCGCAGGGUUUCCGGGAGCCCGGAGACCAUCGGAAGCAAAGGGUCAAGCAUCUGCUCUAGCAGACUUCGCCUUUCUACUUGAUUCCGUAGCGCCACCGGACACGUUCCUGACGUGGUACAACACCGCCCUCGGGAGCCUCAGACCGCAUCUGGCGCGCCUGGUGCUGGACCGCGUUGAUUUCGCCAACGGCGCCCGCAGGCGGGAGCAACCCCUGUGGCUUACCGCGACGCUCCAGUUCGGCGGAGCCGACGACUUCCUGCAACUAAUCACGCGACCGGACCUGGCGAAGUGUGUGUAUCGCUCGAGGGAUGCGCUCUUGGCGCUAGCCGUCCGCUACAGAAAACGCAGGAUCGCGGCGCCGUUGAUGGCCUGCGGUGCUAGUCCCCUGCUUGUAAACCGAGAACAGCAGUGCGGCUUCGACCAUCCGCGGUCGGCUUUCCACGAGGCGCUCCGGGCUGGCGACCUGGCGAUUCUGGGGGACAUCUUGGAUACGCUGUCGCCGACUGUGCUGCUGGCGCUGCGUGCGUAUGCGUACAUCCCACGUGUGCUAGCAAAUGCGCAGGCGGCGAAGGACUUGAUUGAAGAGAGGGAGUUCCACUUGAUUUUGCAAGCGGAUCAACGAAACCCCAGUUCCAAGGGCAAGCGAGUAUGGCUUGACUAA